GGGGCGGGACAGAGCGCAGAGAAGCCAGCCUGUGAUGGCGCGAGUGUCGGUCUUGGGAGUUUCGCUGCUGGAGAACCCGAGCCCUUUCGACCACCCGCUCCGCUUCCAGGUGCAGUUCGAGUGCGGAGAGGCGCUGCCCCACGAUUUGGAAUGGAAGAUUAUCUAUGUGGGAUCUGCAGAGAGUGAAGAAUAUGAUCAGAUUCUUGAUUCUGUACUGGUAGGACCUGUUCCAGCUGGGAGACAUAUGUUUGUGUUUGAAGCAAAUAGUCCCAACCCUGAUUUAAUCCCUGAAAGUGAUGCUGUGGGAGUUACAGUAAUACUCAUUACUUGCACCUACCUUUGUCAGGAGUUCAUUCGCAUUGGGUAUUAUGUGAAUAAUGAAUAUAUAAAUCCUGAAUUAAAAGAGAACCCUCCUCUCAAGCCAGACUUUUCCCAGUUACAAAGGAAUAUCUUGGCCUCCAACCCCCGAGUCACCCGUUUCCACAUCAAUUGGGAUGGUCCUAAAGACCAGAUGGACAAUAUUGAAAAUGUAGACCCAGAGCCUGACAGUUUCCUAUCUUCUAGCUGUGCCUACAUCAAAGGAUUGAUCCCUUCUGUGGGCUUGCAACCUGAAAAUUCGAUGGACUGUAUGUAAAUCAAGCAGAGGAAUUUAAGAAUGCAGAAAAUUGCAGCUAAAUGGGUUAUUUGAAAAAUCUGUGAAAAGAUUUGGAUUCUUGUGGCCAGUAAGGCAGUAGGAGUCCUAAAUGUUACAUCUGUGCAGACAAACACAUCAGAGCUCUUUUCAUAUCUGGGUUUGUGACAAAUGUGUCUUCCUGAUUAUAGAUCUGUAUUUCUGCCAUGUUAUUUCUUGAGUGAAACUUGGGCCCUCUUGCACUGACUGUUUAUGAACAUUUAGCUGAGACAGAAAAAUCUUGUGCCAUAUUUCCUGAAGACUGAGAACAGUGGGAGUUAACUUAUUGCUCUGAUCAUCCAUUUCCUGAAAAUUGGCACAGCAAGCACUCUCAUUUCUGGACAAUUUGAAUUUCUCUUUUCUUUCUGGUAGUACAGAGAGCUGACUCUUGAGGAGGUGCUCUUAAUAAGUGACCAGAUACAUCAGAGCUUUUACUUUGUUGUUCCAGUUUUAUAACCAUUUUCUGCUUGGCUUCAAAGAUACUUGCCUCGCAUCAAAGAUUAGGAAAGUUGAAUUUUAGAGUAAAGGUCUGCUGAUUAUAUAGGUGUCUUAACACUGCUUUUAAGAGUGUUCUCUUCUAGCAUACUACAACUGUCUAUCUACUGGUAUCCCCAAAAUGGCUCUCCAACACCUGAGUCAGUAAGAAUAGGCCAGAGCUGAACUUAUGCAUCUCUGCAUGCAUCUUCACCUGUGGUCUUAUAACAACUGCAAUCUAUGACCCUAAUUGCACUUUAUACAGGCACUUGCCAUUGGUGGAUACUGCUUAAUAAAUAGUAUCCAUCGAUGACAAGUGCCUGUAUGAACUGUUUCCACCUUUCAGGAUGGGGUUUUCUUUUUGAUAGGACAGGUUUGUGUUUGGUUUGUUUUUUACUUGUCUUGCUUGCUUUCAGGGAUUACAUUCUUUAGUGUUUGACUAUCUACCUGGUAUAUUAUAAAUGUAUCCUGCAUAGGGGUCUUUUAUGGAAAGGAUUUUCAAUAAAAAUUGUGCAAGAAACUCAUGGAAUUUAUAGAAAAGUAUCUGUGGCAUAAAACAUGGAGUGUCUCCUCUUUGACAAGUUAAUAUUUAGUAAAGUUAAAACUGAUGCUGGUAAAUUUUGUUUCUUUAAAGCAAGAAUGGUGACAUAUAUUUCAAUUAUUCUGUACAAAGCUAACCUAGUAUAUAUGUGGGACUUAGCCAGUUGUCAAGAGGUAUUGAUUUAAGUCAGCUAAAUGAGGACAGGUUUUCCCUUUGAGGCAUUUAACUUUCUGUGGCAAAGAUUCCUAGAUCCCCAGAAGUUGUUAAAAGACAGAAUAUUAUCUUCAAACUGCAGUCAGUGUUGUUUGCCAGGUUAAUGCCUAUUUCUAUAUUUUUUUAAAAAAACUUUGGCUUAGAGCAGAUAUAAUCCAAAGUUAUCUUUUGGUAUUAUGUAACCCAGUCUGUUUUAUGCAAGGACACUGCAUGCAUUUUAUGAUAAAACUAUAAAAUA
This is a messenger RNA of Python bivittatus (Burmese python), 2136 nucleotides long. RefSeq names its product anti-silencing function 1B histone chaperone (gene ASF1B). The record is from RefSeq and is a predicted model, not a curated record. Gene Ontology annotation, molecular function: histone binding. NCBI's taxonomy places the organism in Eukaryota, Metazoa, Chordata, Lepidosauria, Squamata, Pythonidae. Gene Ontology annotation, biological process: DNA replication-dependent chromatin assembly. Gene Ontology annotation, cellular component: nucleus; chromatin.